AUGUCUUUUGAGGAGCUCCUGCAGAUGCAGAGUGAUAUGAGAACAAGAGUGUGCAAACAGGCAACCAGUGGGAGGAAAACUGCAAAGCCUACCAAAGCUACCGUGAAGCGGCAACAAAGCAAAAAGGGGCCAUUGGAGAUGUCUGCCAAGAAGCCUGUACCUUUUCUGCGACAAGUUGUCUCUGUUACCAAGAAGGUCCAGAGAGACCCUCGAUUUGAUGACCUGUCUGGAGAGUAUAAGCCUGAAAUAUUUAUGAAGACAUACAGCUUCCUGGACAGCAUCAAGAAGCAGGAGAAGGAGAUGAUUCAGAAGCAGCUGAAAAAGUGCCGGAAUGUGGAGCAGAAGGAAAAACUCCAGCAGCUCCUGAACCGCAUGAUACAGCAAGAACAGGCACAGAAAAAACAGCAGAAACUGAGGGAGAGGGAGCUGUCUUUGAAGAGACAACAGAGGGAAUUGGCCAAGCAGGGAAAGAAACCCUUCUUCCUGAAGAAAUCUGAGAAGCGGAAACUGGAGCUAGCAGAGAAGUAUGCAGAGCUGAAGAGGAGUGGAAAGCUGGAGAGCUUCCUGAACAAGAAGAGGAAGAGGAAUGCCAUCAAAGACAAGCGCCGUCUUCCCUCACAGAAGAACUUGUGACUGCUGGACAGAAAUGCUGUUGUCUGGCACUGGGACUCACUCUGCCCUGGCCAGGCCUGGAAAAUGGCCAUCCCUCUUCCCAGUAUCUGCCUUUCACUGUACAGUGAUGCUGUUAGGCAGCAGAGCAGAGGCUGAACUGGAGGAAAUAGUGCUUUUUGUAGCUG
This is a messenger RNA of Pelecanus crispus (Dalmatian pelican), 797 nucleotides long. NCBI's taxonomy places the organism in Eukaryota, Metazoa, Chordata, Aves, Pelecaniformes, Pelecanidae. The record is from RefSeq and is a predicted model, not a curated record.